AAAUAAUCCUGUACCGUUUUAUGAAGACACGGAGGAACCGGCCGCUUAAUAUACACGUUUGUCGUCUUUUAAGUUUGUCAGUGGACAUUUGAAGGAUGUGUGUCCUGUGACUGAUCCAGGUUUUUAUCACUACAUGAUGAACUGUUUUUAAAACGGGAAAUCUGAAGUGAUUAGCUAUCAGCUAGCAGGUAGCAUCGAGCCGGCUCUUCAGUUUACUCUUCAGUUUACUCUUCAGUUUACUCUUCAGUUUGUUCAGAGUUCUGCUGUAGCUCCAGCUACUCCUCGGUGCUGUUGGACUCUGAGAAGGAGCAGCACAUCGAGUCGUUCCUGCAGACGGGGAUCAUGUCCAGACGCAGCCUGCGUAUCGAUGACGGCCUGUUGGACCGCAGUCUGCCGCACGCCAGCGCCUCCUUCAGCGUGGGAGGAGCCGGCUGGAGGAGCAACAGGUCGUUGAAGUCUCGUCGUUCUCAGCAGCUCUCCUCCUCCUGCUCGGAGUCUCUCCUCCACACUCCUCGUAAACAGACCGGUCACUCGUUUCUGAACAGCAGCCUUCACAGCGGGGCCUCCGACGCCUCCCUGAUCUCCUCCAUGCUGGACGAGUCCUCCAUCCAGGAGACCACGCUGCUCGACACGCUCUGGGGUUUGGAUCAGGACAUGGAUCCUAAAGAGAGCACCGUCGUCCUGGCAGACCGCACGCUGAUCGCUUCAGACGGCUGCUGUCCCAAACACCAGCUGCACACGCUCAGUAGGGUUUACUGUAAAGACUGUGACGAGCUGGACAGAAAGUACCCCUCCCUCUCCUCCCCCUCCUCCCCCUCCUCUUCCUCCUCCAUGCAGCCUCCAGGCCCGGACACUUCCAUCAUCUACAGCCGCAAGAGUCGCACGGGUGUGCUGGUGUCUGUGUGGGACAGGUCGGCAGCCUGUGUGUUCUCCCUGCUCUCUCUGCUCUACCAUCACCUGAUGCUGCGCAAACACAGAGACCUAACAGGUAGCAGAGACUGAUUCUCACCAGCAAGUUUCAACUAGCGUCUAAUUCACAUAGCACACACACAAAGGGUUAAACACUCCUCUAACGACGGCGUCUCUGUGCCGCGCUGCUGGUUCA
Labrus bergylta (ballan wrasse) is the source of this 1105-nucleotide messenger RNA. Lineage: Eukaryota; Metazoa; Chordata; Actinopteri; Labriformes; Labridae. The record is from RefSeq and is a predicted model, not a curated record.